This is a messenger RNA of Hevea brasiliensis (rubber tree), 3387 nucleotides long. RefSeq lists its product as uncharacterized. Bases 391 to 2541 code for a protein of 716 amino acids. The transcript is spliced from 6 exons. The record is from RefSeq and is a predicted model, not a curated record. Gene Ontology annotation, biological process: DNA-templated transcription. Gene Ontology annotation, cellular component: nucleus. Lineage: Eukaryota; Viridiplantae; Streptophyta; Magnoliopsida; Malpighiales; Euphorbiaceae.
CGUCGUAAUAAGUAAUCGAGUCUGAGCCAGCUCGGUUCGCCAAGAUCCAAUCAAUGAUGGAAUUUACGAUCCGAACUGGCCCAUGGAUUGGUCUAGUAAUAGCUGUCGUUAAUUUUAGCCAGUGGAUUGGUGGUCACUGAUGAGACUGGCGCUCUGCACAGCACUGCACGCUCUGCUGCGCUGACCGCUGAUGAACCCUAACAACAAAAACGUGAAUAAAAGAUUCCAAAGCCACUUCUCUCUGCACAGUUACCUCUCCUUCUACGCCUCAUCCUCUUUAUUCUCAAGGUCACAGGUUAGAAAGGUGACUAGUACACUCUAAUGUCUGUUGGGAGAUUCUAUUUCAAAUGGCAUUUGACACAAGAGAGCACAAUGUUAUAAUGUUGGAUAAUGUGUUCUUUUAAUAGCUUUCCGGGUAUCCAUAUGGAGAAGACACUGCUACCUCGCUCAGGAAAUUUUGAUAUGAUUUGUCUGUCUGAUUCAACAAGAAAGAGAAAAUUAACCACAGAUCAACAUGACUUUUCUGGGGAGCUAAACCUGAUAAAUGAUCAUGGAAAUUCUCUUCCUCAGUCUGUAGAUUCUGUUUCUUUCAGUUCAACAUCUGAAAAUUUAGGACGCUUACUAGUUUUGGACCAAAAUAAUGUUAGCCGUAAUGGGCAUGGGGGAAAUUCACAUGAGAAAUUAUUUCCCUGGGAGCAGAACGGUUCAAAUGCCACAAAAAUUAAUGAUGGCAUGACUGUUGGGGCAACUUUGUCUGUGACUUCCACUUGCAUUGAACAAAAUGAAAACAAUAGGCCAUUGAUGAAUGAUGUACAAUCUGGCAGUGGUUCUUUAGCUACUAGAUUCAGAGAUAAUGCCAGAGUAAAUGAUCGAGGUCAAGGAGUUGGCGGUGUCCCAAUUAUGAAGAAAACAGGAGCAGAUAUGGAGAAGUCCAGGCAUUCAUUGGAAGAGAUGAUUUCUCAUAAGAAUGACAAUAGUUCUGCUAAUGUUGUUGUUAAGGAUGGAAAUAUAAAUGAAAGAAAUGGCAUAAGUGUUGGAUCUUCUGAAUCAACAGAUGACAAAAGCAAAUCACAUGCCGGAAAAUUAGCUCCAAUAGUUGCUGAGAAUCUCUGGGAUGGAUCCCUUCAGCUAAAUUCCUCUAUAACUGUGUCUGCUAUAGCCUCCUUUAAAAGUGGUGAGAAGAUGCCUGCUUGCAAGUGGCCUAAUUUUAUCGAAGUCAAAGGGAAAGUUAGACUUGAGGCUUUUGAAAAAUAUAUUCAAGAUCUUUCUCGCUCACGCAAUCGAGGGCUGAUGGUGAUCUCACUUCAAUGCAAAGGGGGGUCUUCUAAAUCUGGAUUAGCAGGCAUGAAGGAGGUUGCUAAAGGGUACAAGAAAGGAGAGAGGGUUGGGCUUGCACAACUCUGUCAGGGUAUUGAUCUUUAUGUAUGUCCUCAUAGUGACAGCAUAAUCACAGUACUUGCAAAACAUGGGUUCUUCAAGGGCAUGACUGCUGUUGAAGAUAACCGAGACUCCUUGAUUGGCUGUGUUGUGUGGAGAAGAAAUCGAACAUCUGCUAAUUCUGUUGUAAAGAAAUCGGAGAGAAAGAAACAUUCCCUGGCUGAACAGCCUCUCAAUUCCGCUGCUGACUCUUCUAGCCAAAGGGUAGAUGAAAAAGACUUUCCCCUGACAAAACCGGCUCGGGAAUCCAUCCGAGUUGAAUCAAGAACUGAUUGCAAAAUUCUUGGUAGUCCAGGAAAUGAUAAUGCUGAAUGCAAACAUAUCGAGACCAGUCAAGUUCAACCUGAGCUACUUAAAUCUUCUGCAACUGCUAGUCUCUUACUAAUAUCUCCAGUGCUCAGCAGCAACUCAUCAUCUAUGUCCAAUGGACAUCAAGUUCCUUCCACUACGGACACUCCCAAUUUCUCUACAAUUGUAGGACGAACAUUGCAGAUUGAAGCUCCUCUAAUGAGCAGCUCACAAGAGAAACCUAAACCAGCUCUGGAAAUUCAUAGACCUGUCUUAAAAUUGCCAUCUGACACUGUAAAAGGACCUUUCCCUGCGCCUGAUGAUGAUGAUCUUCCUGAAUUUGACUUUGGAGCUGCAUGCGGUAUUUCACCUGCUUCAGGAAGCAAGCUGUUAGAUGCUGCAACAAUUGACAAGAAACUUCCAGCUGAAAAUUUUAUGAAAAUUAAUAGGACACUGCUGUCCAUGGUGCCAAAUAUGCAGUCAAUGCCAGCUUCCAAUCAAAGGGGACAUGGAGAUUUUGGUUUGGGAAGGCUUCCACAUGAUGCUGUUCAGAGGAUGCGUCUGCAAAAUGAAGUUCGUGAAUAUGACAAGACUCUAGCCCUUCCAAAUUCAGAAGAAAAACAUGCUGCCAAAACUAGCUUACCAGUUAGCACUGCUGAUGUUCUCCAAUCCAAAAAUCUUUUUGAUGAUGAUGAUGAUAUGCCUGAAUGGUGCCCACCAAAUGCAAAGCUGCACAGGCAAGUGGUUCCUGAAACAGAAUUUAACCGUCUGGGCAAUGGAGUUUUUCCAACAGGAAAUCAAUCAUGCAGUAGUUGAAAUGAUUGAGUGUGACUUGCAAGUUGUGUGGAGAAGAGGAAUCCAUCAGGCAUGUAUUAUUCCUGUGCAUUAAAGCCACACAGCCAGCAUGUCUCAGAAUUGAAGCUUUCAGGAAUAUUAGUGCCCAGCAAAUAAGGAGUUCACGCAGCUACUAGCCUUUCCUAUGUGGUAUCUUUCAAAGGCACGCAACGACAUGGCCUUUAAUGAGCAUGACUGGUCACCCACUGAGAUGGUCAACCAGGCCUCGAAACCAAUAGGGGAAUACGUCACACCAUCCAACCUCAGGAGGCAAGCUCAAGCACGGAGUCCAGCGUCUGAAUCUGAAGCUCACCCCUCCACUUGGACCCUCCCACCUCGGGAUACCUAUAAACUAAAUUUUGCAUUCAUGUGAAAGGUGCUAUAGGGGUGGUGGGCAGGGAUCAUACAGGGAAGCUCGUAGGUUGAGCUGCUUGUCAAAUUCAGCACAUUUCUUCCCCUCAUAUCUUGGAAGCUCUUCUGCCUUUGCCCGAGGCAUUGCACUCAGCCUUCUCCCUAGGUCUCCAAAGAGUCAUCUUCGAGAGGGGGCGCUAAGCAAAUCAUUGAAUCAGCUUCUGUGACUACCGGGAGCUCACAGCACUUGACAAGACUUGAGACAAUGGUGAAACAAGUCAUUCUGGAGACAUUAGUUAGAGUUUUCUCUUGGCAAUUAAUCUAAAGAAAUGGUCUACUGCAGUAAUACUGCUGAGCAUGAGGUGAAUGUACUCAAGCUAUAUCAUCUUAUGCUAUGGGACAUUAGACUCAAGGAAGUGAAUGUACUACCUCAACUCUUGCUGCUCUUUUUUUUUUUUUUUAAAUGCAUUUUUUGAA